UUUCAGCGUCGGCGUUGAUUUCAUACCAAACUCAUACUUUACAUUCCACCUUUACUGUCAAACUGGGGGAAAUAUUUAUAGAAAAGAAAAAGACACCUGAAAAAAUAAAGAAGUUUAAAUACACGAAAGUUUGACUUUCGCUUUAUUUAGGAAAAAGGUUUACCGACUUUAGAUUGUCGGACUUGAAUCCCCACUGUAUUCAUACUUUCCACUACUUGUUCGGGGGCUUCACAGACUAUUUUUAUUAUUUUACACGGGGAUUGACACAAGGAAAAACAGUGGGGGGACACGCCACAACUGGAUGAUUAGGCUACUUUGGCAAGCGCUGUUUUUGAAGAAUCCGCUUAAUAAAUUCACAGCAGCCCCAGGGGGCCUCCGUCACCAUUGCGUCUAACGAGUGGAACGCGAACGGCAGCCCGGAGGGGGCGCUGGAGGAGGGCAGCGAUGAGAUGGACAAGACCAUGGACGGGGAUGCCGAAGGCGUGUGGAGCCCCGACAUCGAGCAGAGCUUCCAGGAGGCCCUGGCCAUUUACCCACCCUGCGGCCGGCGCAAGAUCAUCCUCUCCGAUGAGGGCAAGAUGUACGGUCGCAAUGAGCUGAUAGCCAGAUACAUCAAGCUUCGAACUGGCAAAACCCGCACGAGGAAGCAGGUGUCUAGUCACAUACAGGUGUUAGCGAGGAAGAAAGUGCGAGAAUACCAAGCCGGCAUCAAGGUCUCUAGCCACCUGCAGGUUCUCGCCCGGAGAAAAUCCCGCGAGAUGCAGUCAAAGCUGAAGGCCAUGAACCUGGAUCAGGCAUCCAAAGACAAGGCUCUGCAGAACAUGGCUGCACUUUCCUCAGCGCAGAUCGUGUCCCCUGGCAUGACGAAGACCCCCCUGGCCCCCAUGCCCCAGUCACCGUACCCCCCGCCUUCCCGGUUCUGGGCUACCUCCAUCCCUGGACACCCAGGACCCCCUCAGGACAUCAAGCCCUUCUCGCAGACGCCAUACUUACAAGGCCCAGUGCCCACGCCCAUACCCACUUACGAGCCUCUAGCGCCCCCGCUGGCCCCGGCUGCCACGGCGGUGCCCGUGUGGCAGGACCGCACCAUCGCCUCCUCCAAGCUGCGCUUACUGGAGUACUCGGCCUUCAUGGAAGUGCAGAGGGACCCCGACACGUUCAGCAAGCAUCUGUUCGUCCACAUCGGCCAGACCAACCCAUCCUACAGCGACCCCCUGCUGGAGGCUGUGGAUGUGCGGCAGAUCUAUGACAAGUUUCCUGAGAGGAAGGGCGGCCUGAAGGAUCUCUACGAGAAGGGCCCCCAGAACGCCUUCUUCCUGGUCAAGUUCUGGGCGGACCUGAGCGGCGGCGACGUGCAGGACGGCCCCAGCUCCUUCUACGGAGUCAGCAGCCAGUACAGCAGCGCCGACAACAUGACCAUCACAGUCUCCACCAAGGUCUGCUCCUUCGGCAAGCAGGUGGUGGAGAAGGUCGAGACAGAGUUUGCUCGCGUAGAGGGCGGCAGGUGCGUGUACAGGAUCCACCGCUCCCCCAUGUGCGAGUACAUGAUCAACUUCAUCCACAAGCUCAAGCACCUGCCCGAGAAAUACAUGAUGAACAGCGUUCUAGAGAACUUCACCAUCCUGCAGGUGGUGACGAACAGGGACACGCAGGAGACCCUCCUGUGCAUAGCCUUCGUGUUUGAGGUGUCUGCCAGUGAGCACGGCGCACAGUACCACGUCUACCGACUCAUCAAGGACUAGGCACUGUGACUGGCAGGGGCUUCAGCUCGCGCCUGGUGGCAUGAAAGAAAAUCGCUCACAGCGAAAGCCGGGGAAACAUGCAAGGACACACACACACACACACACACACACACACAGACACGGCACAUGCGUGAUGAGAAACACGAGCGUUUAUCUGCUCUCUGCCUCCUCUUCUUAAUAUAGGAAAACAAGCAAGCAAAAAUAACCAGCAGUCUUUCAGUCGUGUACCUUAAUCUUUCAGGGAUAUUCCUUCUGUUUUAAGUUGGUGAGUGAGCGAGCGAGCGAGGCUCUCGUUAAGAGGGCGUGCGGACCGGGAGUGGGGAUUGCGUGCGGAUACGUUUUUAGUAUUCUAGCCAAGGGGUGGGGCGGGAGGUGGAAAAUUGUUGCUGGGCUAUUGAGUGUUUAUGAAGAAUCAUUUGAAAUGGUUUGCAUGCAUUCUGUCUGUUUUCCUUUCUAAAAUAUAAGUCUUGAGACCAAUAAGUCCUUUAAUCGCAGAUGACUACCUCGUCCUGGAUAAGCAAAGGAAAUCAAGAUAAGGAAAAACAUUAAAUCGCAAAGCAGAACAGGGCUAAGGAUCCCUUUGUCUUUAGUCUUUCAUAAAAGUCCCCUUAAACUCGGAUUGCUCCGUUCCCGCAUUAUUCCUCUCUGCGCUUUUGGAUAACAUGCUAAUUGAGUUCUUCUCGAUCCCCCCCACCUAAUAAAGUCUAUAAAGAGCGUAUUGUAGCCCCCCUCCCCUUAAGCACUAAUCCUGUAUCCUCCUUGUUUGCCUUUUGAGGAGCUUGUGAAAGGCCGGCUUCCGGUGUGAAGGUUCCAGCUUUGUCUCCCCCUUCAAUAUAGCGCACAGAUAAAAGGUAGCCUGGCUGGUUUCUGAGUGAUGCAGCACUUAUUCUAAUACUGCUGGCUUUCUGCACCACUUUCCCCCCUAAAACAUCCCCUAAAAUAUCAGUCCUUUAGCAGGCAGGUCAGAGUACUGGAGUAGUACUUUGGAUAAAUUAACCCAAUGGUCAAAACCAGCUGAACUGCGCAGGGAAAGUAGUUUUAUAAUAGUCUUGUGGGAUAUAUUCAUAAUUCGGACUUAACGGAAGACUGGAGCUAGAAUAUUAUGUUAGCCUAACAAGCUAUUAUAGAGGUGUUUCCUGCAAAACUAAUUAUGUGAACUGCUUGUAUUGAGCAAAAGGCCAAAACUACAGUAUCCCAGGAGUUAAUUACUUGCUUCUCCCUUUCCAACACAGCAGAGGCACAAAUGGAGAGCAUUGUGAGUAGCUAAAGGCCGGCCGCCCCGUCCUUCGCAGCUGCCGUCCCAGCGUUCGGUUCCGCCCCAUGUAGCUGGGCCACGCUGUCCGCUGGAGUACCGGACGUGACCUGUAACACCGCGGUGCAGAACUGGCAACUUGUGCUGGCAACAAGUUCUUUAGUUGCGUGUGGGAAGAGGGAAACACAGGGCGCAGGGUCUGUUUUUCACACACCUGUUGAUCUUAGACAGUGAUUUCUUUUCACAUUUACCUUUGGAAAUGACGACACCCGCUAUUUAGAAUCCGCCAGCUGCAGCCGCCACCGGAGUUUCUGCAAAAUCGGGGGGGGGAGGGGGGGGUGAGUGGGCACGAUCAGCGUCCGAGAUCAACAACUACAGAAGCUUGUGAACAGAGUGGAAAUUGCCAAAAAGGAAAAAAAAAAAUGAAAUGGAAAAAUAAGCACAGUCCACUGGACUCUGAACAGCCACUCUGCCUACGGGAGCGGCGGCUUUUUUAUUUUUUGGUUUUGUUUAUUCUCUUGGUUUUAUAUACAGUUUUGUGUUCUAAAGACUUUCAUUCAUAACUCGAAUUGUUGUGUGUUGACCUGACAUGUUGGUGACGUGUCUCAUGUAUUUGAAGCAGACGAGCGUAGGUGAGUUUCCCAUUUUACCUGGUGAUGCACUCUGACCUUGGCUCCCAUUGGUGCAUUGUUUUCUUGUUCUUGUAAAUUUUGGUUUUCUACAGAUGGAUGGGGUUGUGUAAUCGGUGUAUUAUGUAUAAUCUAUCAAUAAAAAGCAUGGUGACUAAAGACCCAUUUUCAUACAGAGAACAGUACACAGGACUGGCGUGUGCGUUUAUUUUAGUCAUUGAAUUAAUAGGUCUAUGCAAGUAAUAUCUGCAGGUCUGCUGUUUGCAUUUAGUUUGAUACAAUAACAUUCAAAAAGUUUUGUGACAACUGGGCCACAGUUUUUAAUUCCAUGAUAUAAACUCGUAAUCUUUCUAAUCAGUAAGUCCAUAGCAGCAGUGUGUUGGAAACAUUUUACUAUCUUUCAAAAUUGUUACAGGCCACUGAAUCUGCAUUAAGUUGGUUUCAAUUUCAGAAACAAAAACUUGAAAGAUCCAAUGAAAUGUUACUCGGCCUUAAGCUCAGUUUUCAUCAUGAAAUAAGUUGAGUUGCUGUCAAAAUAUCAACUCUGUCCUAUUAUGUUACAGAAUUCACCGUUAGUCAAUAACUGGUGAUUUAAGCAGAUAAGAGUUGUAAUGUGUUUUUCUUUUUGGAAACUUCAUCUGCUAUAAAAUUCAUUUUUGGAAAGGUCUGUGCGUCCAUCUGGAAGCAUGCUCAGUCGGAAAGAAUUUGUGCUGUAAAACAAAACGUCAGCAAACUUGUCGCAUCCCAGUGAUAAAGUAUAGAAUUCUGGAAAAUGGUUUCGUUUAGUGGUUGUUUUUUUUCCAUGCCAAUAAAAUGCAAACAAAACA
Molecule: messenger RNA, 4450 nt
Organism: Brienomyrus brachyistius
Lineage: Eukaryota; Metazoa; Chordata; Actinopteri; Osteoglossiformes; Mormyridae
Product: transcriptional enhancer factor TEF-5-like
Exons: 15
Coding region: 450-1742 (430 amino acids)
Biological process (GO): hippo signaling; positive regulation of transcription by RNA polymerase II; embryonic organ development
Cellular component (GO): transcription regulator complex
Molecular function (GO): DNA-binding transcription factor activity, RNA polymerase II-specific; RNA polymerase II cis-regulatory region sequence-specific DNA binding
Source: RefSeq, a predicted model, not a curated record